Molecule: messenger RNA, 981 nt
Organism: Plasmopara halstedii
Lineage: Eukaryota; Oomycota; Peronosporomycetes; Peronosporales; Peronosporaceae
Product: Ribonuclease H-like domain
Exons: 3
Coding region: 1-981 (326 amino acids)
Biological process (GO): DNA integration
Molecular function (GO): nucleic acid binding
Source: RefSeq, a predicted model, not a curated record
AUGGAUGACUGGAGCCGAUAUCUCACUGUGUUCUUGCCCACCGACAAGAGUGGAAAGACUGUGAACAAGUACAUGCAGCGCUACGUGGUGUUAACGGAGCGCCAAGCUGGUUGUGGGAUCACGCAGAUCGUCCGGCGUGAGCACGAGCCUGCAGAAAGCGCGAAGUUUCUGGUGCAACGCGUUCUCACAGAUAAAGGCGGUGAGUUCGUGAACAAGGAUAUGAUGGCGUUCUAUGCGGAUCGUGGAAUCGAGCACAUCAAAGUCGGACCUAAGAGCUCACAUCGGAAUGCUGUGGAGCGUGCGCUCCAGUCGUUGAAUGACUCACGAAGCCGCAGAUGCACAAGUCCGAAUUUGCUCGUUCGUUUUGGUGGUGCCGAAACACUGGAGCGUUCGAAGAGUGACGACAAUGCUAUCAUCGGCUAUCUAAUUGGGUUCGAAAUGGACACUGUUGGCGCACGUGUGUAUAUUUCCAGCGAGAACACGGUCAAGUUUGCCGCUGAGGUUCGCGUUAUUGAGGACGUGACGUACGGUGACCGUCAUCACGUCGAUCCAACUGACCAAGAUGAUGGUGAAUGGUUACGGUUUGCGACCGAAGAAGUUGGUGAGCAAGACGACACGACUAGCAUCUCGAAGACUAUUGUCAGUGCUACGGUUGCGUACGAAGCCUCUAUGGCUGAUGAGGAUCGGUCGGCAGACGUCGAUGAGGAGGACGAGGACGAAUAUCACGACAGCCAGAAUGUCGGUGUGAAUCACCAGGAUAUGAGUGACCAGGCGGAUGAUGGUCAUGAUGAUGACGAGUCUGUCUUGUCCAAUUUUGGAUCGGAGGGGGACCCAGCAGACGAAGGUUCGGUCGCCGAUGCGACCGAGUUUGGCGAGGAAAGUAAGCGAUCCGACCGACGAGCAGGAAUCGACUCACGAGCAGGGCCCGGAAGCCAACGAUCAUACGGAAAACGGCUGGAGCAAGGACUCACCCGACGGUGA